Molecule: messenger RNA, 1545 nt
Organism: Lingula anatina
Lineage: Eukaryota; Metazoa; Brachiopoda; Lingulata; Lingulida; Lingulidae
Product: glutamate receptor-interacting protein 1-like
Biological process (GO): neurotransmitter receptor transport, endosome to postsynaptic membrane
Molecular function (GO): protein binding
Source: RefSeq, a predicted model, not a curated record
GUUUACUGAAAAAAGGCAGGCAGGCACGCAGACAAGUGGGACUGUCGAAUACUGAGUUGAUGAAAAAGAAACAAGGUUUUCCACUUGGAUACAAAGUCUGAAGAAUAGAGGUCUGAAUAUUAUGCAGAAUCAUGUAACAGGUUCCCUGACAAUGACAAUAUGACGUGACUAAGAACAGGGAUUUAUCUGUGGGAAAAAAGCAAGGUCGUGGAUUCUGUGGGUAGGGAUUUGAGCUGAGUCCAGUACAAAGGCAACCAACAUCCACCUUGAGUUAGAACUACAGAGCAAGUGACGAAAAAGGAUUUGACAAGGUGUGAACUCUUUAUUUUUUACACUUCAGUGCUGGAGUAAAAGAAAUAGGGUAUUGAGAUCAGGUUUGAAUUCAUCCAUCAGUAGAAUGAAGUGGAUUUAGAUGACUCAAAGUCCAAACCAGAGCUCAGCGAAUAAAUGCCACCGUGCAUGAAUAUUAGAAAAGAGCACAUUUGAUAGAUAUGGAUUUAUUGUUAAAUUUGGCUGAUGACACACUGGAGUGACCGUCACUCUGUCUGACCAGUAGACCAAGUGGUUAUUAAUAAGUACUUGAAUAACAGUUGGAUACAUAUUAUAACUGGAUUCAGGUGCUGCCAACUUUAUAGCACACUGUGUAAAAUACAUUUCUAACUACAAGCCUGGUGUAUAUCAUUGGCAGGCAACGAGGGAAAUAACAGUGGAAUGUAAUAUGAUUGAAAUGAAUUUUGCAUGGUGGAAACUCCAUUAACCUUGAGAGGAGUGAGGUGUAGGAUCAUUUCGCUGCAUGAAAAACUGUGUGAAGACUUUUCAAACAUGUUUAAUACUGCUAUAACUUGGAUGUAUAACAGAGUGGUUGCAGGUUUGAAGAAUUUGCUUGUGCAGUUCUGAUGCCAAUGUUGUUUAACCUCAUUGGUCUAUUUUGACAAUCAUUUUUGACAGUUACCAGCCAAGCAGCAGGCCACCUGAGCAAGUGAGAAUAUUAAGUACUUUCAAUGUGCACACUAAGCUGUCAUUUAGAUAUACAUGUACCUGUAGACCUGUGCAUCCAUUAAAACUUGAUCAAAAACUGAAAAGAUUGUGAGGUGGGAUGAAGAGAAAUGAUCCCAUACAGGCCUGGAAGUAUAUACUAGUAGCAUUUCUGAAUGAAACUUUUCACUGAACAACACUUAAAAAGAUCUGUACUCAGAAGCCUGAACAAGUAGAAGGUUAAGUGAGGAUUUCUCAGGACCCUGAUAAAGAAGUAAGAAAACUUGGCAUUACUAGCACUGUGUUGACAUCUACUUGCCAUGAAGAAGCUGUCCAGACUGAAACAGUAUCUGCUCAGACGGCUGGAUGUUGUUGUGCAGAGAGGGUUAAGGGAAGAUGAUGGAAAACCAGGCAAACAUAAGUCGUAUGAUGAAUUGGCUGUGGCAAGAUACAGUGACAUACCAGAUGACAGGAAGGGGACCUGUUUUGUGGAGUUGUUUAAAAAAGAAGGCUGCAGCUUAGGACUUACGGUGUCAGGUAAGUUCUAACUGAUGAAAAAAUUUGCAGAAA